Molecule: messenger RNA, 1778 nt
Organism: Panicum virgatum (switchgrass)
Lineage: Eukaryota; Viridiplantae; Streptophyta; Magnoliopsida; Poales; Poaceae
Product: ethylene-responsive transcription factor ERF110-like
Exons: 2
Coding region: 101-1222 (373 amino acids)
Biological process (GO): ethylene-activated signaling pathway; regulation of DNA-templated transcription
Molecular function (GO): DNA-binding transcription factor activity; DNA binding
Source: RefSeq, a predicted model, not a curated record
UCGCCAAGGAGACCCGGAACCAUUUCUGAGAACAAAAGCUCGCGCCUGUCACGUAGUCGCUGGGGCGGCGGCCGGCCAGUGCCUACUGGAUAGAUCGUUCAUGUGCCACGCCGCGGUGGCGGAAUCGGGGGAGCAGCACGGCCGGCGGCGUCUCGCCGCCGGCGACGUCGGCGGCGGCAGAGGAGGAGACCGCCAGCAGCCCCUGCAGCCGCUGGAGCCCGUGGUGAUGGAAGCCAACACGGCGGCGUCGCCGGCGCUGUCGCGGGCCAGGCAGGCCCAGGAGAUGUCGGCCAUGGUGGCCGCGUUGGCCAGGGUGGUCGCCGGCUCGGCGCCGCCGGCCAAGGCCGUGCAGGAGGCCUCCGCGGAGGAGGCGUGGUGGCCGUACGACGAGCUCGCCGCCGAGCCGUCCCCUUCCUUCGUGCUCGACGGCUACCGCGAGACGCAGCCGCCGCCGGAGCACUACUGGCCUUCGGCUGCGGCGGCAACAGAGGCGGUGACCUCCUCGCAGACGCAGUACCGUGCGGCCUCUGGCGCCGCGGCCGAGGAGGAGCUACCCUCGCCGUCGUCCGCCGGCGCCGGGGCGAGCGGCAGCGGCAGCGCGGCGCCGCGGAAGCGCUACCGCGGCGUGCGGCAGCGUCCGUGGGGGAAGUGGGCGGCGGAGAUCCGUGACCCGCACAAGGCGGCGCGCGUGUGGCUGGGCACCUUCGACACCGCCGAGGCCGCCGCCCGGGCCUACGACGGCGCCGCGCUCAGGUUCCGCGGCAGCCGCGCCAAGCUCAACUUCCCCGAGUCCGCCACGCUCCCAUCGCCGCCGCCGCCGGAUCCGGCCCCGCGAGCAUUGCCGCCGCCGCCCAGGCCGGACGCGCUGCUGGAGUCGCAGGCGCCCCCCACCGGCGGCGUCAUGGAGCAAUACGCGGAGUACGCCAGGCUCUUACAGAGCGCCGGCGGCGACCCCGGUGGCUCAUCCGGAGCACCAAGUGGCACGUUGCCUCCCCCUCCUCCUCCUGCAACGUCAACGUACAGCUUCGCGGCCGAGGGCGCGACACCGUUCAGCUACCUGUCGCCGCCGCAGAGCCGGAUGGAGGCGCUCCGUGACAUGGAGGAGGGGCACGGGCCGAGCAGGCGUGCGGCCAUGGCGCAACGGGAGGUGAGGGGCCAGGCGUGGCGGCAGGGCUACGGGAGGCACGGCCCGGGCCAGCAUGGUGGGAGGCGCGGCGGAUGAGCGCCCUGGCCGGGCGGCGGGAGUGCAGGAGGCGCGUCCCUAGUAGGCGUGGAGAGGCGGUAGCGAUAGGGAUGUGCGGCAGCCGAGCGCCCUGGCUAGACGGCGGGAUAGGGAGGUACCCAAGAACGGAGGUUUCGUUCAAUCAAAGAUCCCGGACGGACGGCGGCGUACAGAGGGAUCAGGAGAACACAGAGGUGCCGUCGGAUCAAAGAUCAGAUGGUUCAAAAUUAUUAAGGUGAUGUGGCUGCACCAUAUGCUAGAGAAAUAGCAAUUAAUGACUUGUAGUGGGGAGCUUUUUUAUAAGAGUUAUAGAUUACAAAGUAGAGUUCUGGGAGGAGUCCGAUUUCUUCCUUCCAUGUGUGUAUCCGGAAUCUUCCUCACAUCUAUACGGUGUGCACAGUCCCGUUGGUUCGGGUCUGACACCACCAGCUUUACAACUCCUAGUUCACAACCUCAACUUUGAAGGCUUCCCAUUUAUGACACAAAGUAGCACCAUAUGUAGGAACAACAGAUACAAAGGAAAUGGUGAGUAGAAUUCAUUUGCACAUGCAGCCCA